Fusarium proliferatum ET1 is the source of this 1014-nucleotide messenger RNA. RefSeq names its product putative ketopantoate hydroxymethyltransferase. Gene Ontology annotation, biological process: pantothenate biosynthetic process. Lineage: Eukaryota; Fungi; Ascomycota; Sordariomycetes; Hypocreales; Nectriaceae. The transcript has 2 exons. Gene Ontology annotation, molecular function: 3-methyl-2-oxobutanoate hydroxymethyltransferase activity; magnesium ion binding. Gene Ontology annotation, cellular component: mitochondrion. Bases 1 to 1014 code for a protein of 337 amino acids. The record is from RefSeq and is a predicted model, not a curated record.
AUGAGGUCAUGUGCCUCUCUCCUAUCCCGGGUGUCCGUCCCAUCCACUCGGCCGGCAUCCCGGACCCUCGGCCGAGCCGUUCGGCCCCUCAUCAUCGGAGGUGCGGCGCAAACCCGGUACAGCUCUCACUCUCCCAUGGGUGCACCUCCGGCCGUUCAACGUAAAAAGGUCACUGUCGGAACUCUUCGUUCCAUGCACCGCAAGGGUGAUCCCAUCACAGUCAUGACAGCUCAUGACUUUCCCAGUGGUCAUGUCGCUGACCAUGCUGGUAUGGACAUCAUCCUUGUGGGAGACAGUCUCGCCAUGGUAGCACUUGGUAUGGAGGAUACGAGUGAGAUUAUCUUGGAAGAGAUGCUUUUACAUUGUCGGUCUGUUGCGAGGGCGACAAAGUCGGCUUUCACUGUUGGAGAUCUACCCAUGGGCACGUAUGAGAUUAGUCCUGACCAGGCUCUUGCUACUGCUAUCCGUUUCAUCAAGGAAGGCCGCGUCCAAGGUGUCAAGCUUGAAGGUGGCAAGGAGACGGCCCCUACUAUCAAGAAGAUUACCACCGCUGGCAUUCCUGUCCUUGGCCACAUUGGUUUGACCCCUCAACGACAAAAUGCACUUGGUGGCUUCCGUGUCCAGGGCAAGACAAGUAGUGGUGCAAUGAGCAUUCUUGAAGACGCCCUUGCUCUUCAGGAAGCUGGUUGCUUCGCCAUGGUUGUUGAGGCAGUUCCUGCCGAGGUGGCCGCGCUCAUCACUGAAAAGCUCUCCGUUCCCACUAUCGGUAUUGGCGCCGGCAACGGUACCUCGGGCCAAGUUCUGGUACAAGUCGAUAUGAUUGGAAAUUUCCCUCCUGGUCGAUUCCUUCCCAAGUUUGUCAAGAAAUACGGUGAUGUCUGGGGUGAGAGCUUGAGGGCCAUCGAGGCGUAUCGGGAUGAAGUCAAGUCGCGCCAAUACCCUGCUCCUGAGCACACAUACCCCAUUUCGGCGGAGGAGUUUGAGAGCUUUACUAAGGCGGUGAAGGAUUCUUAG